Molecule: messenger RNA, 1364 nt
Organism: Blepharisma stoltei
Lineage: Eukaryota; Ciliophora; Heterotrichea; Heterotrichida; Blepharismidae
Source: the annotation of a GenBank genome assembly
AUGACAGAAGACCCACAAGUUGAUAGAUAUGGUUUUGCUGCUCCAAACUUGGUUUCCCUCGGAAAUCUAUCACGUGACAAUGCAAGGCUUGAAAAAUGAGAGGAUAUGCUAUUGCGAUGGGAGUACAACAUAACCCGAAGAGCUGAUUUCCUAAAAAAGAGGAUUCGCAAAGGAGUCCCAGAUUGCUUAAGAGGUAGGGUUUGGUCCGAGCUAGCAGAAAUUGAGAAAUUUCGGACUCAAUAUGCAAAGGACUACUACAAAAAUUUGUCAGAAACUGAAUGUGAAUCAAUAGCAGUAAGAGAUAUUUUACUUGAUAUUAAUCGAACGUUUCCUGGGCAUGUUUUAUUUAAAAGUAACGGAGAUGGCCAAAAAUCACUUUUUCGAGUUCUCAAAGCAUUUUCCCUUCACGAUCCUGAGCUAGGAUAUUGCCAAGGUAUGGGCUUUGUGACGGCUUUAUUUUUAAUGUACAUGAAUGAAGAGGACGCUUUUUGGCUACUGGAAGCCUUGAUGAAAAAAUACAACAUGAGAGAUUUUUAUAUGGUAGGUAUGCCGGGAAUUUAUAAAGCGUUUUACAAAAUUAAUUCCUUGUUUAAAAAUUAUUUGCCAACUCUUUGGCGACACUUUAUAGGACUCAAUAUUUACCCAUCACUAUUUGCAUCAUCAUGGCUAAUGACACUUUAUGUAAAUGCCUUUCCUAUGGAUGUAGCUCUAAGGAUACUUGAUAUUUUUUUUAAUGAAGGACCAAAAAUUAUUUUUAGGGUUUAUCUUUCAGUAUUUAAAAAUACUAAAGAUGAAUUGCUAAGACUUGAUUGUGAUGGUAUAUUAGACAGAAUUAGAACUAUCCCUGAUAGUUUGAUACCAGACUCAGUGAUUAAAAAUACAUUCAAAAUCUCUCUCUAACCCCCCCCCCCCCUCCGUGAGCGAACAAAACCAUUAGAAAAAUCGCCAUUUUUUUGACCAAAAACCCACCCUCCGUGAGUGAACAAAAAUUUUUUAAUAGAAAAAAUUUUAAUGGAAAAAAAUUUUGAUAUAUAAGUGAUAAUUAGUAUAAAUGAAAUCUAGAGCUAAUUCUGUUUAAUUUUAAACAAAUUGCGUUUUUUAAAACAUAAAUUUUGCAAAUUAAAUUAAUAUUUGCUUCCCAUUUUUUGCAAAAAUUAGGAUUUUUUUAAAUUUCGAAAAAAAUAUUUUUUAUAAAAUUUAUAUAUAUAAUUUUUUUUUAAAAAAAAAAAAAUUAACCCCCCUCCGUGAGCGAACAAAAUUUUUUUGUUCGCUCACGGAGGGGGGGGGGAGUAAGCAGAAAGAAGUUAAAAUUCCUAGAAGAGGAGUAUGAAAAUAGUCCAAAUUCGGAAUUUAUGAAUUGGUAA